CUCGCAGCAUUUCCUUGAUGACGGUAUCGCGUCGAUAAGCGAUCCCCGCGACGGAACGUGGCGGCCGCGUAAACAGGCGCGAUUGCAGAAACGCGUCCGCGACACGUCCAGGUGGAUAACGACGGGAUUAAAAAGUGCGAAGGACUGGUCCGCGGCUCGAGUUAUCCCCAAGGACCAGAGCCGAUCGGCGAUCUCGGGUGGCACAUCGUGUAAAUAGCAAUUAACCUCCUUUUCAUUGUGAAGUAGCGGGUCGACGAUGCAUCGGGUCCAGCAAAUAAUCCGCGUCGCGCUUUUCGUCGUCGCGCUGCUCGGAAGUCUCGCGGCUGCUGUUCCCGGUGAAGUGCAAGAGUCGCGGCAGGCCUUCAAGUGCAUGAAAAUGGCCAGAAACGUGAUGAUCAACAACUGCAAGGGGGAACCGGUGAUGUCGAAAGUCAAGCGGUCCGUACGCAAGCUGGAUCUCGCCGGCAUGGAGAAGGAGCUGAAGAUCGAUGCGUCAGACUUUUCGUUGGAGGAGCCACACGUGUCUCAGCAGAAGCGACAAUGGGGUAUGGGACCGUAUUCCGGCACGGGACUGUAUCCUGGCAUGGGACCGUAUCCUGGAAUGAGACCAAUGCCUGGAAUGGUGGAAAUACCUGGAAUGGGAGUCGAAGCGGCGAAUAACUAUCAAAACACCGAUAUCGAAACUCCAUUGUUCGAUUUUCAAUCGAAUAAAGGGUUCCAAGCGUUCCAAGAACAAGUCGGGCCUGGCGCAAUACUGCCGAUGCCUUACGGACCCAUGGGAAUGUACCCUAUGCCGAGAGCUGCCGUAAUCCCUGACAAAUUUCUUGGCUACGAGCUGUCUCCAGAGGAGCUCGAAGAAAUCCACGCAGAGAUCAGCGAACGAAUGCCCAGGGAAUCGAAAUAUUUAACGGAGAAGAUCGUUGACUUUAUCGCGAAAUGCUGUUCGAACGUGACGCAGUGCAUGGACAAUCCGAGCGUGGUCCCGUGCAUGUGAUGCUCAUAUUAACAGUAUUAGGUACCGUAGAAAUACCACUGCCCAAUAACUGCCAACGAAUCUAUAAAAGCUGUUACGACAGAUACAGUGUACUUAUCUUGAAUUAAGUCAUAUACCUUGUAUUACAAUGUCUUAUUAUCUUCGAAAAUAUACAAAAUGAAAUAUUCA
Messenger RNA from Megalopta genalis, 1162 nucleotides. RefSeq lists its product as uncharacterized. NCBI's taxonomy places the organism in Eukaryota, Metazoa, Arthropoda, Insecta, Hymenoptera, Halictidae. The record is from RefSeq and is a predicted model, not a curated record.